AUGAAUUUUCUUGAUUUACCGGAAGAAUGCAUCGCCGUUAUGAUAUCAUUCACCAGCCCCUACGACGCCUGUCGUAUCUCAACUGUCUCUAGAUUACUCCGCACCGCCGCGGAUUCUAACACAGCUUGGGAAAGGUUUCUCCCCUCAGAUUCUCGUAUGUAUAUGGAUCAUUCUUUAUCUACGUUUUCAAACAAGCAGCUCUUCUUUCGUCUAUGUGAAUCUCCUCUUCUCAUCGACGAUGGAAGAAAGAGCUUUUGGAUGGAGAAAAGAAGGGGGAAGAAAUGUUGGAUGUUAUCUGCAAGGAAACUAGAAAUUACUUGGGUUGAUAGUCCUGAAUUUUGGAUAUGGAUUUCGACUCCGGACUCGAGGUUCGAGGAAGUGGCAGGACUUCUAGCAGUGUGUUGGUUUGAAAUCCGAGGCAAGAUAAGCACAUCCUUUCUUUCCAAAGACACCGUUUAUGGAGCUUACCUUGUUUUCAAAGAACAAGAAAUGAGAGCCUUUGGAUUUAAGUCUCUGCCUUUGGAGGUAAGCUUUCGAUCCACGAGAACCGAUGUUUAUAGCGAAAGAAGAGUGUUUCUUGAGUCGGGAAUGCAAGAGGCUAGAGAAGAUGGGUGGUUAGAGAUUGAACUCGGUGAAUAUUAUGUUGGUUUUGAUGAGGAGGAGCUCGAAAUGAGCAUCUUGGAGACAAGAGAUGGCGGUUGGAAAGGCGGAAUUAUCGUUCAAGGGAUCGAGAUUAGGCCAAAACAAGUGUUGUGA
Molecule: messenger RNA, 756 nt
Organism: Capsella rubella
Lineage: Eukaryota; Viridiplantae; Streptophyta; Magnoliopsida; Brassicales; Brassicaceae
Product: putative F-box protein PP2-B12
Exons: 3
Coding region: 1-756 (251 amino acids)
Molecular function (GO): protein binding
Source: RefSeq, a predicted model, not a curated record